UUCUGCCCCACAAUACGCUACCGGGAAACAAUUAUGGAGCCUCUCGGCGUCUUGUCCAUAAUUGGAUUUAUUGGCACCGUUGCGGGGUUUGCUGAGUUGGGGUUUCGAGGGAAUCAUGUCGCCAAAAAGAUGAGGGAGCAGUUGAUGAGACAACAGUCUGAAGCAGACGUCAUCCGGCUUGUUCUUCAGGAGGCCAUCCGUGGCUCAUCUCUUUACGGAGCACCAACAGAUGCAAUGGACAGGACCAUGCUUUUGUGCGCUAAGCUUUCCAAGAGACUGGACUCGGAGUUGCAACAUGUCGAAGGAUGCCUUGACCAACGAGGCUGGAGACGGUUGAGGGGUUUGGGAAAAGCGAUGACUCGCACAAAUGAACGGAGAUAUGCUUACGAAGCAUUUCGAGACGCGGUCUUACUACUCCGAGAGCUAGGAGACAGUUGCAAUACCGGUCGCCAACUGAGCUCGAUGAUGGCCGAUCUCUCCGAUGUACGGGUUGAAUCAGAAAUCGACGAAGACUCCGACUCAAUUCAGAAGUGGGAUCCAGGGGAAUAUCAGGAAAGAACUGGGCUGAAUCUAGACGACCUAACAUUGUCGAAUCCUAAUUUGGAUAGCGAUCGGCCAUUAUUAAAAACUCUGGCUGCUUCCAACUACACUUUCGACGCCAGAAUAAGCUUGGUGAAGGGGAGCCAAAUAAGCUAUAUCCCCGUUCGCGGACUAUGGGAUACCGGAAGCGACGCCUUUUUCAUCUCCAAAACGAUUCUGGAUCGAGCAAACAUCGGAGAAGAGGACAUGACUCGCCUCGAAGAAACGCAUACCUACCACGGCAUUGGCAGCGCAAGCUUCUCUCCAGCUUUCAGUAUAGAUCUAACAUGGCAUAUCAGACGUAAUAUGAAUUCUCGCAGAGACACCUUUUAUGUCACAGAGGAGGAAAUUUUCGAUAUUCUUGUACCAUAUACAUUAAGCAUAGGUGUAAGAUCUACGACGAUUGGGAAAGAGGGCCGGAACGCAUUAAUAUUGCAACUUCGACCGAAGAAAAAGGCGCACAAAAAACAGGAGCUCGAAAAAGAGGAACACAACAAUGUAGCCGCCGAAUCCGCAAGGAAGGUGAAAGAAGAGAAACUGCGCAAAGAGAGGCGGAGGAUAAUCGAAGAACGCGAAAGGGCAGCCGCCUUGAACGCCUCGCAAGGCAACACACAAAGCAUCACACAACUGAGUGCCCUACCAAGCACACCUUCAAGUGCUCCGAACAACGCACAAAACAACACACAAACGCAUACAUCACCAAAUUCACCGACGACAGCAUGAUCCAUCUAGACGCAGACUGCUUAGCGAAAUGACACAUAAUCAGGAACCUACUUGUAGCGCUUUCGGGAAGUCACGGGGGGCUUGCAUGUGCUUAAUAGAGAACUGGAGAAUUCAC
Lindgomyces ingoldianus is the source of this 1417-nucleotide messenger RNA. RefSeq lists its product as uncharacterized. The record is from RefSeq and is a predicted model, not a curated record. Bases 34 to 1302 code for a protein of 422 amino acids. Lineage: Eukaryota; Fungi; Ascomycota; Dothideomycetes; Pleosporales; Lindgomycetaceae. The transcript has 4 exons.